AUGUCCAUGUUCGGAGUCGCUGACGACUCACGACACUAUGUGACGACCCCGCCUCUGGCCUCGUCCUCUCCUGGACACCUGCACGAGUCUAUGGACAUCUCUCCUCUCCCGCACAAAACCCCCUUCUGCUCACAGAUCGAGGUCACAUCGCCAACUCCGUUGUCGACGCCCACGGAAAUUGACACUGAUGACGAGAUGAUGCUCGACUCUCCGGCACCCAUCACACGCCAGGUUCUGCUGGAGCCUCCCAAACCCAUGACUAUGGGUAUGGGCAUGGGACAAGAGCGCAGAAAAGUCGCCCCUCGCCGCCCCUCGCUCACACGUAUGAAGGGCUUCUCGACCUGUGGCGUCACUGGCCGGGCCAAUACCCUGACAGAUAACCAGCUCCCCACCUUCCGCUUCGGGGCCGGUGAAAGUCGCCUCAAUCACAUGAGCUCUGCGCUUUCACUUGGCGAGUGCUUCGAGUCUGCAUCCCCUCCCCAAGAGAGGCGUCCCCAGACCGCCAACAGCCCCACGGCGGCAGUCCCCGGAGCUCUGCGCUCUCGGGCCCAAUUCGCUGGCAUGGGCAGCCGGAACGGACCCUGCGGCAGCGGCCACAGCCGACGCCCCUCCAACCCUUUCAUGCGCCCCCGCAAGCAGUUCCGCCGCUCCCUGAGCAUGUUUGAGCACCCGGCUGAUAUCAUGAAGCCCAAGGCCGAGGACAGCUCGUCUGCUGUCGCUACCGAAUUACAGUCUGUCUCCGAUGUCGAGAGUGUGCCUGAAGCCGUUCUGCCGCACUACGCCGCGGAAGACCCUUCCGACGCGAUCCCGAGAAUCUCCAAGGAGACGAUGGUGGACGUGCUUGAUGGCAAGUACAGCGAGCACUACGACCAGAAGAUGAUCAUUGACUGCCGCUUCGAGUACGAGUACGAUGGUGGCCAUAUUGAUGGCGCUGUCAACUACAACAGCAAAGAUCUCUUGGCGUCUCACCUGUUCAAGACUCCUAUGAAGGGACGGUCAUUAUUGAUCUUUCACUGCGAGUACUCGGCUCACCGUGCACCUCUGAUGGCUCGCCACGUUCGGUCCGAGGACCGCCUCGCGAAUGUAGAGCAAUACCCCAGACUUACCUAUCCCGAUGUAUACAUCCUCGAGGGCGGAUACAGCGGCUUCUUCGACUCGCACCGCGCGCGCUGCUACCCUCCCAACUAUGUCGAAAUGUCUGAUGAGAACCACCAGCGCACUUGUGAGCGCGAGCUCGGCCGUCUCAAGAAUGGCCGCAAGGGCCUCGGCCGCGCGCAAACCUUCGCCUUUGGGCAGCGUGAGUCUUGUGUCGAUCAGUCACCUACCGCUCCUCCUGUCUCGAGACCUCGUCUCACGGUCCGCCAAGAUCCGAUUGCCAUGAUUGGAAACUCCCCUAUCCUCGGUGAACGUUCGUACGCUCACUCGAGGCGGAUGGCUUCAUACUAA
This is a messenger RNA of Verticillium alfalfae VaMs.102, 1446 nucleotides long. Its product is annotated as M-phase inducer phosphatase. NCBI's taxonomy places the organism in Eukaryota, Fungi, Ascomycota, Sordariomycetes, Glomerellales, Plectosphaerellaceae. The record is from RefSeq and is a predicted model, not a curated record. Gene Ontology annotation, molecular function: protein tyrosine phosphatase activity. Bases 1 to 1446 code for a protein of 481 amino acids. The transcript has 3 exons. Gene Ontology annotation, cellular component: cytoplasm; nucleus. Gene Ontology annotation, biological process: positive regulation of G2/MI transition of meiotic cell cycle; protein dephosphorylation; positive regulation of G2/M transition of mitotic cell cycle.